This is a messenger RNA of Talaromyces atroroseus, 1023 nucleotides long. RefSeq lists its product as hypothetical. The record is from RefSeq and is a predicted model, not a curated record. The transcript is spliced from 2 exons. Lineage: Eukaryota; Fungi; Ascomycota; Eurotiomycetes; Eurotiales; Trichocomaceae. Bases 1 to 1023 code for a protein of 340 amino acids.
AUGGCCCCGAAUCUCAAACAUAUAGAUCUAGUGGGCCUUGCUAGUACUGAAGACGAGGUCACUAAAAGCAAUCAAAUUUGGGCGGAAUAUAUAGCUUCAGCCAAUCCUCAUUACAUGGCUACUCCAGUUUCAACUUUUGAAUAUCUACAUAUUGAUCGCCGAGUACCGCCUGGUAUACCACGCCUGAGGUUUGAAAAUGAUUUGAGAUUUAUGUUUGCUGCUCUGAAGCCGCUGAAGUAUCUUCGCGUCUGCUCUCCCCGUGAUAUGACUAUCAUGCAUGAGAUAUUUGCUCACCAUGGUAAAGCCCUGCGAGGAUUGAUUCUCGAACCUGUCAUUCCAGGUGGCCAACGGCCAGAAGAAAUACGUCCAUUAUAUUCUGUCUUACAUAACAAAGACCUUAUUGAACUUGCUAGCCAUGCGCCUUUGCUUGAAGAACUACGUCUUCCCAUCAGACGUUCUUUAGGGGACGAAACUGAAUGUCAACUGUAUGAAGCACUUGGCAAAUUUCCUGCACUUCACAGCCUCAUUCUAGACCUGGACUGCAAUCCUCGUGACAGCAUGGCCAGAGACUGGAAUCAGUUUUCAGAGCAGACUCCAAAACUGCCCAUUAAGGAUGUUUUUAUCAACGCCGCCGUGGAUGGCACACAGGCUAAGGCGAUCUGGGGCGUGAUUGAUUCAAGUAGUGGUGGAAAGCGGUUGAGAAAGCUGCGUAUCUCCAUCAUUGGGUUUCAUGGUUUGGAACGAGAAGAUGGUGAAGUUGCAAGGCGCUUGGCUCGGUCAUUUCUUAUUUCUAGGUCAAUAUUGUGCACUAAUGCUCAUAUGAAGAUUAGAGAAAUUGAGAAAGGGGAAAUUGAAUUGCAAACUGCCAGACAGCUGGAAUAUGACUGGGAUGAAGUGUUUGAACUAUCAAAGAGACUCCAAGAAGUUAUUGCAUUUCUUUGGCUUUCCAGAUCCGAGGAGGUCACCUGGGACUUUGAUUGGAAGAGUUUUCCAUUGCAAGAGGAGAAGACACGCAAUGGCUAG